GUACAAUUACCCGACCAGGCUGAGCCCACAACUCUAUGGCCAACAUGCACGUGGUCAGAUGUGACUGCAAAUUACGCAGGCAAUUUUUUCCGGGCCGAAGGGGAGGGUAGCCUAGCGUUUGGUACGGGUGCUCAGGCACAGAGUGGGCCCCGACUGUCGGCCGUAUACAGCAAUCAUAACGUGGGCAUGAAUUUUAAUAUCAAUAUUACGGCUGGUGUUUGGAGUGACUAUAUCUAUACCGGCGCCGAUAAUAAAGACCAUAAUGUUAAUUCAUUAAGGUUUUUUGAAGUGCUCGAUGAAGUGCGCCCACCCAAGCUCAUUACAUCGGAAAAUGUGUGCGACGACGGGUCGGACAUAUUUCACGACGAUUACUACGACAUAUGCUAUAAAUACUAUUCAGGUGUCGCUGAUUAUCACAAAAUGGUCAUAGAGUGCAACGCUCUAAACGACUCAUCCCUGCCCACCAUAAAUUCAAAAGCUGAGCAAGAUUUUUUAAUCAACAUGAUGAUCAAAUACAAAAUGGUAGAGAGUGUAUGGCUGGACGCCAGCAUCAAAGACAAACACAUUGUUUGGUCCGAUAGGAGUAGUGGUGAAUACGAGAACUGGAUGUCCGGCCGACCCGUCAAUAAUGACAACUGUGUGGAAAUGUUGGCCGACGAAGUGAAUCGUGGUAAAUGGGAAGAUCAACCAUGCACAAAGUUAAAUGGCUACAUAUGCAAGCGUGUGGUAAUGUGGUCGGAUCAGGAGACGGCGCGUUUGAUCAGGGACGAACGUAGAAGCCUGGAUGCGGCGAUUAGUAAAAUCAAUCAGAUGGAAAAGGAUCUAGGUGCCAAAAUCACCCAGUUGGAACAGACCCAGGUGCCUAUUGGCUUUUUAUACGUACAACUGCCUGACCAGGCUGAACCCAAAACACUAUGGCCCGCAUACACGUGGUCCGAUGUGACGGCCCAAUACGCGGGUCAGUUUUUCCGGGCCGAAGGCGUCAAAAACGGUAGCCUAGAGUUUAUGGAAAGUGCCGGUGAAAUACACCCCCGGAAUCAAGCGGUGCGUUUGUUUAAACGUACCAAGUAA
This is a messenger RNA of Medioppia subpectinata, 1071 nucleotides long. NCBI's taxonomy places the organism in Eukaryota, Metazoa, Arthropoda, Arachnida, Sarcoptiformes, Oppiidae. The record is from the annotation of a GenBank genome assembly.